Molecule: messenger RNA, 5355 nt
Organism: Trichoderma gamsii
Lineage: Eukaryota; Fungi; Ascomycota; Sordariomycetes; Hypocreales; Hypocreaceae
Product: phospholipase D
Exons: 1
Coding region: 1-5355 (1784 amino acids)
Biological process (GO): cell motility; phosphatidic acid biosynthetic process; intracellular signal transduction
Molecular function (GO): D-type glycerophospholipase activity
Source: RefSeq, a predicted model, not a curated record
AUGGCGCACGAACGUUUAGAUGAGUCCGUCUCGCCAAUGACGAGAACCCCCAACCACCCCUCCCCAGCCAACGUCGAAGCGCAGUCUCAGUUUCAGCCACCAAAGUCGAAUGAUGGCCUGCUUGCUCCGACCCCCAAUAGAUCACAACCACAACUGGACGCAGAACAAGGCCCCAAGGAAGCCUCAACGGAAACACUAGAGGAAGCCCCAGCAGAGGCUAAAGAUUAUUGGAAUGAUGGAUUGAGCCAUCCUGAUCCCUCGCCAUUAACUUCGGGAGAGCUGAAGCCGGAAUCCGGGGCUCAAGAACCGACGCAACAGGAACAGCAGCCUGCACCCGCCGCCAAAAGCGUCCCAGAACCCUUGCAACUGGAUGGAAGGCGGAGCAUCCAGUUUGCCCAGCCUGAUUUCCACGAACCUUCCCUUCAACCCCCGGGAGCGAUCCCAGUGGAAGAGCCAGAUACACCACGCUCUCGAACGAGGUUCAUGUCCAAGAUCAAAGCUUUCGCGGCCAAUACGGGCUCGCAGACCCCGAAAUCUUUAAACGGGCCAACUUUUCCAUCUGAAUUCGGCACACGAUCAUUUCCCAACUCUCCCACUGUGUCUAGAGUUACCACUCGAGUUCCGGAAGCCGUCCACGAAGAGCAAUCUGAUGCCGAUGCCGAUGUCGAAACCGCAGACGAGGCUGCCAUACCCGAUGCAGUCAAGAAGAACAAGAAAAAGAGUCGGCGCUUUAAGAAAGGCUCCAUGUCUAAUUUUCCAAAUGUGAGCCGAUUCCCAACCGAUCUGGACGCACUAAGCACCUAUGAUCGCCUGCUCAGACGCCGAGCAAGCAUGCCUGAUACGACACAACAUGACCAUGCUGCAUCCGAUGGCGAUAUUCGUGAUAUUCCUAGACGUAAGCCAUUCCGUAGAGGAUACUCAAUGAUGAACACCACUAUGAGUCCUCCAGGUGAAGAAGACAUGGAAGACAUGGAAAUUUCCACUGCUGUUGGACGACGUACGGGCCAUUUGCGCCGCAUUACCGUCUUUGGCGGAGGCGGCUUGUCUGAUGGAGAUGCAUUGACCCCUAGGAAGCACUUCUUCAACUCAGAAAGAGCAGAAAGGGCUUCUACCUACGGCGCCAAUAAAUGGAAGCGAGUCAAAAGCACGCUGAAGCUCCUUCGACAAAAGAAGGAUGACCGCUUCGAUUACUACAAAUCUGCGGAACUCAUGGCUGAGUUGAGAGCCGGUGCUCCUGCAGUUCUGAUGCUCGCUAGCAUGAUUCAGCGAGAUGAACACGGGAACAAAAGAAUACCAGUUCUUCUGGAGCAACUGAAGCUGAAAAUCAAGGACAGCUCGCCCAUGCCGGAUGAUGACAAGGAGCGCCACUGGAUAUUCACAAUUGAACUGGAAUAUGGCAGUGGUCCAAGUCGGAUGCAAUGGCUAGUUGUCCGAACCAUCAGGGACAUCUAUAACCUGCACUUUCGGUACAAGUUUGCUCUUAAUAACGAUAAAUACAUGCUUGGACGAUUGGAUCUUGGUGCUCGCCUUAAACAGCCCAAGUUUCCUUACUCAGCAUUCCCGUAUCUUCGUGGUGCUCGCGACAAAGGAGAUGAAAGCGACGAAGAUGACCAGGCUAGUGGCCGCGGCGAGGAGACGGCCGCUGAGAUGACGGCUGCCGAGGACCAUGGCGAAGGACCGCAUCUACACUCGAGAAAGAAAUCUCGCGGCAAUUUCCUCGCAGGUAUGAGACGAAGAUCUACUGGGUUCACUGACGCUGGUGAGCUGUCUACGGCGGAAGGCGCCGGCAUUGAUAAGGAGAUUCGUAGACAGAAGUAUGUGGAAAAACAGAGGCGCAUUCUCGAAAAGUACCUCUCCGAGAUGAUUCGAUGGCUCAUGUUCAGAGCUGAUAGCAACCGCCUGUGUCGAUUUCUCGAGCUGUCAGCUUUGGGAGUUCGUCUAGCCGCUGAAGGAAGCUAUCACGGCAAAGAGGGCUUUCUUCAUCUUCAAAUGUCCAAAGGCCUCGACUUCCGCCGUGUACUGCAACCAGCCAAAGUCAUUGCUCGACACAGUCGGAAAUGGUUUCUCGUCAGACAAAGUUACAUUGUGUGCGUUGAGUCACCGGAGAAUAUGAACAUCUUUGAUGUUUAUCUUGUUGAUACUAAAUUCAGUAUCGCUUCUAAGAGGAAGGCACUGAAGAAAAUCGGCUCCAAGAAAAAGCAGGCUGAGAUCGAUUUGACCAUGGAGCAUGAACAGUCUACGGAGAAACACCACACGCUUACGGUACGCACUUCGGACCGCAAAAUCCGGCUGUUCUCACGUUACCAGUCGGUGAUGCGACAAUUCGAGGAUUCCAUCAACGAAAUGCUGAAACAGACGCCCUGGUUUGAGAAGAAGAGAUUUGAUAGUUUCGCCCCCGUUCGGUCUGGCGUAUUUGCACAAUGGCUGGUCGAUGGUCGCGACUACAUGUGGAACGUCUCAAGAGCCAUCAACAUGGCGAAAGACGUCAUCUAUAUCCACGAUUGGUGGCUGAGUCCUGAGCUCUAUAUGCGGCGCCCUGCUUGCAUUAGCCAGAAAUGGCGACUGGAUCGGCUGCUCCAGAAGAAGGCGAAAGAGGGCGUGAAAGUAUUCGUGAUUAUCUAUCGAAAUGUGGAAGCUGCCAUUCCCAUUGAUUCUGAGUACACCAAGUUCUCCCUUCUUAACCUCCAUCCAAAUAUCUUUGUCCAGCGGUCUCCGAACCAGUUCAAGAAGAAUCAAUUUUUCUUCGCGCACCACGAGAAAAUCUGCAUUGUUGAUCAUGAUGUGGCAUUUCUCGGUGGUAUAGACCUCUGCUUCGGUCGUUGGGAUAGCCCGCAGCACCCGAUUGUUGACGACAAGCCGACGGGAUUUGAGCCAUCCGAGAUGCCCAAAGACUCUGAGCAUGUACAGCUGUUCCCAGGAAAGGAUUACUCGAAUCCGAGAGUUCAAGACUUUUUCAAUCUCAACGAACCGUAUGAAGAAAUGUACGACCGGGGCAAGGUUCCUAGAAUGCCCUGGCAUGAUGUUUCCAUGCAAGUCGUUGGACAACCCGCUCGAGAUUUGACUCGCCAUUUUGUUCAGCGAUGGAAUUAUCUUCGCCGAGGCCGAAAACCAACUAGGCCCCUGCCAUUCCUGUUACCGCCUCCUGAUGCGAAAUUCGAGGAUCUCGAGGCCCUUGGAUUGACGGGUACUUGCGAAGUCCAGAUGCUCCGGUCCGCAUCCAAUUGGUCAUUGGGAAUCGACGAAACCGAGCAUAGCAUCCAGAAUGCCUACAUCCAUCUGAUCGAGGAGUCUGAUCAUUUUGUCUACAUUGAGAACCAAUUCUUCAUUACGAGCACUGAGGCAUACGGAACCAAGAUUGUCAACCGCAUUGGAGAUGCUCUGGUUGAACGCAUCAUCCGUGCUCACCAAAAUGAUGAAGACUGGCGAGCUGUCAUCAUUAUACCUCUCAUGCCGGGAUUUCAAAACACUGUCGAUGAGCAGGAAGGCACUAGUGUUAGGUUGAUUGUCAUGUGUCAGUAUCGCAGUAUCUGCCGUGGAGAGCACUCGAUUUUUGGGCGUCUUCGUGCGGCGGGGAUUGAGCCUGAGGAUUACAUCAGCUUUUUCUCUCUUCGACAGUGGGGAAUCAUGGGUAAUGAUGUUCUUGUUACCGAGCAGCUUUAUAUCCAUGCCAAGACCAUUGUUGUAGACGAUCGAGUUGCGCUGAUCGGUUCUGCAAACAUCAACGAACGUUCGCUAGUUGGCUCCAGAGACUCUGAGGUGGCCGCUAUCGUUCGUGAUACUGAUAUGAUAUCGUCUACCAUGGCGGGAAAGCCAUAUCAAGUUGGCCGAUUUGCUCACACUCUUCGGAUGAGGCUCAUGCGAGAGCAUCUUGGCCUUGAUGUUGAUGAAAUUCUGGAACAAGAGCGAGAAGAAGAAAUAAACGAAGCUCUCUUUGAACAAGAUAUGGAUGCUAUAUACGAAGAAGAUGCGACACCCGACGCCGAUGCGUCCAGCACUAGUUCUAGCCUGGCCAAGAGUCCACGAGCGCCUGCGAACCACAUUCGUUUGCCCAGUUUCAACCAUGACCUUGACCUCGCGGCAGCAGAGGCCAGCCAGGAACUUGACGGUUCCUCGUCGAAAGGAAAAGAGGCUGAGACUGACCCUCGUGUUGAAGACAAGGAACAUCAGCUAGAUCUAUCAGGAUACGGCCCGGAUCACUGGAAGUCGGCAGAACAGCAGGGCGCCGAUGAAGGCCGGGAUUCAGUCGUCGUCGAAGGCCGAGAGGUGCUCUUGCACGAUGGGAAGCGAAUUGCGGAAAUGGCCCAGCCUCCCUUGUCUCCUCCCUCUCGUCGUCAAGAGCCUAGCGAUAAGCCUAGCACCCCUCCUGCACCCCCAUCCCCUAUUAGUAGGCACGAGGCGAUGAAGAGUGAACUAUCAGGUCUGAGUACGGGUGCGCCAGCCGUUCCACUGCCAGUGCUUGAUGAUUCUAGCAUUGGUGGCCCUGCCGCUCACGCUGAUUCUAAAGCAGGCCGUCAAUCCAACGGAGCUUUCCAUCCAAUGGCAGCAGAUAUUCAAGCUGCUGACAUUGAUAAAGAUUGCAUGCGAGAUCCAUUGGAUUCCCGCUUUGUGGAUGAAAUUUGGAAUCGGGCUGCGCGCAAUAACACAGUGCUCUACCGGAGAGUAUUCCGCUGCAUGCCUGAUUCCAAGGUCGGUACCUGGGCUGAAUACCGUGAAUAUAUGGAUUACGGUGUGAAAUUCCGCGCCAGCAUGGAGCCGAAAUCUACCGGCGACGAGACUGAAACUCGUCGUGACGAAGCAGCUGUAAAAACGGAAGAUCAGCCCAAGAUCCAGCUGCCCGAGCCCGAAGGCGAUGAAGCAAAUGGCAAGCCAGUUUCUCGUGGCAGCAGCGGAGAGGACUCGGCGCUUCGCUCCCCGCCUGUUGAUGGAACGACGACAGAAAACCAAAGCUCGUUAGAGCCGCCUUCACCUGUGUAUACUCAAGGGGACGUGCCAUUCCCCACGGUGGACACUUCAUCUUCUUCGAAGCCAGUUUCGCGCAGCAAGAGCCGAGAUCGUAGGCCAACUUUCUCAACGCUGGACAAGCCGUCUUCCAAGGACACUAAUGCUGCUCCUCCCCUGGCGCCGGCGACAGCGACGGCCAAUGGCGGAACAGUCAAGCGCCGACGCCGAGCCACUACCAAGGGCAGCCGGCGCGGACUCUUGAUUGAGGAGAUGCCUACGCGUGGCGAGGCCGAGCAGCUUUUGGGCUUGGUACAAGGAAACGUGGUCGAGUUCCCAUAUGACUGGCUACUAACAGAAGAGCACAACGGGAACUGGGGUUACCAGGUGGAUGGAGUGGCACCUAUUGCCAUUUAG